Hevea brasiliensis (rubber tree) is the source of this 2006-nucleotide messenger RNA. Its product is annotated as galactan beta-1,4-galactosyltransferase GALS3. The transcript has 2 exons. The record is from RefSeq and is a predicted model, not a curated record. Lineage: Eukaryota; Viridiplantae; Streptophyta; Magnoliopsida; Malpighiales; Euphorbiaceae. The coding region runs from base 194 to 1759 and encodes 521 amino acids.
ACACACACCGAAAAGAGACAGAGAUAGAGGGAGAGAGAGAGAGAGAGAACAGCUGUUUCUGCAUCUUCUGUUUCCUGACCUUUCCCCUCUAUCUCUCUCUCUCUCUCUCUCGCUCUGCUCCCCAAAUCACUGCUUUGUAGUUUCUGCAUCUUCCAUUGUUCUUGCUCCGUGCUCUCUGUUUCUUCGUACCAUAAUGGGUAAAGAAAAGGAAAAAGAAAAAGGAGACAAGAAGUUGUUUGUUGGAGUUGUAAUGAACUGCGCUGCAGAGCUUAAGCUUCUUUUAGCAGCUCUUUUUAUUCUUUGCAGUAUAGCUACUCUUCUGCAGUUUAUUCCUUCUCGUUUCUCUAUCUCUACCUCUGAUCUCCGCUUCUGUAUCUCCAGAAUCACCACCACAACUACCACUACCACCACCACCACCGCCACCACCUCCUCCAUUGGUCACCCAGAAACGCCACUGAAUUCCUCUCUUGCUACUCCUCCUAACCCAUUACCCUCCUCUGUUCAGCUAGGCGAAGAAGUUCGUGACAAUGGGGUUAUUAAGAGGUUAUUUAAUCCUUAUGGUGCUGCAGCUUAUAACUUCAUCACCAUGGGUACUUACAGAGGUGGACUCAAUACUUUUGCUAUUAUAGGCUUGUCUUCAAAGCCUCUUCACCUUUAUGCAAAGCCCACCUACCAAUGCGAGUGGGUUCCGCAACACUCCUCUACCGACAACUCCUCCGCUGUCCCCAUCACCGCCGCUGCUUACAAGAUCCUUCCUGAUUGGGGAUACGGCCGUGUUUACACUGUUGUUGUUGUGAAUUGCACGUUUUCUGAACCCAUCAACUCUAAUAAUUCAGGUGGGAAACUGUUCCUGCACGCCUCCACAUCAGGCGGUGGUGACAGAAACUUCAAUAUUACAGACAGAUUUGAGGUUCUUCAAGAACUACCUGGGAAUUUGAACUUGACUGUAUUCACAUCGAAACCCAAGUACGAUUAUUUGUAUUGCGGUUCUUCUCUGUAUGGUGGUUUGAGUCCGCAGAGAGUCAGGGAAUGGAUUGCUUACCAUGUGAGGUUAUUCGGUGAGAGAUCCCAUUUUGUGAUACAUGAUGCAGGUGGAGUACAUGAGGAAGUGAUGGAGGUUUUGAAGCCAUGGAUGGAUUUGGGAUAUGUGACAUUGCAGGACAUAAGAGAGCAAGAGAGGUUUGAUGGGUAUUACCAUAACCAGUUUAUGGUGGUUAAUGACUGUUUGCAUAGGUACAAGUUUAUGACCAAAUGGAUGUUCUUCUUUGAUGUUGAUGAGUACAUUUAUGUCCCUCCCAAGAAUACCAUCAAGUCUGUGUUGGAUUCCCUCUCCGAUUAUAACCAGUUCACUAUUGAGCAGAUGCCCAUGAGCAACAAGCUCUGCCUCUCGGCUGAUUAUGGUAGAUAUUACAGGAAAUGGGGGUUCGAGAAACUGGUAUACAGGGAUAUCAAAAGAGGCAUAAGGAGGGAUCGCAAGUAUGCGAUCCAACCGAAGAAUGUUUUCGCAACUGGUGUGCACAUGUCACAGAACCUGGCCGGGAAGACUACACACAAGACAGAGAGCAGGAUCAAAUAUUUCCAUUACCAUGGAACUAUAGCACAAAGGCGUGAACCUUGCCGGAACUUACUCAAUGUGACAGAGAUAAACUUUGAAAACAACCCUUAUGUUCUGGAUACAACAUUGCGAGAUAUUGCUUGGUCUGUGAAGAAAUUUGAGCAGAAAAUGAUUGGCACGAGGUUAAAAAAUACAAGGCAAUGACAGAACAUAUAUAUAAUAAAUAUAUUUGUUCUUCAUUUAUUUAUAGGAUUUUUUUCACCCUUUUUUUUUCUUCUUUUGUUAUUCAUAUUGAUCUUUGAGUAGAACAGAAAAUAUUCAGGGGGUUUCCUUUAUUUGUGUAUGAUAAUAUUUCUUUUGUUUGUGAAUGAUAUAGAGAAACAGAUAAUAUAUGCUACAUAUGUAAUAUGGGAGGAGUUACAUUCUUUUCUGUAUAUUUAUUUUUCAAUAA